Molecule: messenger RNA, 1836 nt
Organism: Entrophospora sp. SA101
Lineage: Eukaryota; Fungi; Glomeromycota; Glomeromycetes; Entrophosporales; Entrophosporaceae
Source: the annotation of a GenBank genome assembly
AUGCAAAAGUUGGAUGAGUCACCAGAUUUUCGACCAUUCAAAUUCAGAAUUCAAGCAUUUACAAAUGCUUACCAUGAUGAAUUGAUCCGCAAUGGAUACACGGAAGAAAUUUUACCAUUAAGAAAAGAUGGAAAGAAAGCUAAAUCUAAGGGAAAUCAUGUUUGGAAUAUUGAGGCCAAAAAAACCCCCACUGGCGGUUGGGUGUUCCGUGAAUUUACCCGCAAAAUUGCAGGUAUACCUAAUAAAAUCGCCUAUGUUGGAACUGAAUCUACGCUUGAAGAAAGAGAGUCAGAAAUUAAUGCCUUCUGGAUGUCAAAAAACCAGGAUGAAAAGAAGCAUAGAAAAAGAAUUGAAAAUGCCGAGAAGAAGAGCAAGCUGUGUGAUAUAAAACAUCAUGCACUAACUUUCAAUAAUCAUUUGUGUAGGCUUGGGCUUUCGUCAAUAGUUGACCUUUCUUCCGAAUUCUCUGGUGGUAUGUGCUCCUGGUUUGGUGAGGAAUGGCCAGACCUUAAAGCAAAGGCCCUGUCGCAGAUAAACAUCAAACCAAAGAAAUUUGGAAGUGCAAUUGAAAGUGACAUUAACAGAAUAGAAGAGAUGUUUUUAACAGAUCCCUUCAUUUUCGUGGAUAAAGAAGGAAAUAAACAAAAUUUAACAGAGAUUGAAUUUGUGCUCAAAGUUGCAGGUCCAAUAAUAGAUAUAAUAUUUUCCGAUGUUCAACAUCUUGUUCAGCUUAAAUGGGGAGAAAUGGUUUCAAAAGCAACAGCAGUUGGAAGAAAAAUCGACUUACAAGUUACAUGCCGAGGAAAAAAUCAGGGAAAAAUUGUGGAGCUUAGCCAUUCUGAGUGCGCUUGUAGAACAACUCCUACUAAAAUUAUUAGUGAUCGCAGUAAAUGCCUGAGAACAAAUAAAUCUGUUCUUGAUAAAUAUCUUUCGCAUGAUCUGUCUGAUGAAAUGAUCAAAAAUUCUGCAGUUAUUGGGUUGCAGUUAGCAGCUUUAUAUGGUCAAAUAAUUGGUGUUGACUUAUUAGAUCAUGGAUUGUAUUUUGGUUUUGAAGGGCCACUAUUAAGGUAUCCUGCUCAAAUCAAUGAUAUUGCUGUUCUGAAACAAACUUUGGAAGCAUUAUAUUUCUUUAAGGAAAGUAUUGUUCACAAAGCAGAAGCACUAUUGUGUCUUAAUAAGGAUUCGGAUCCCUUUAAUACACAAUCCACAAUUGAUUUUCAAGUAACCUCUGAAUUCAUUAAUAUUAUCUUUGGAACUACACUUUGCUCACCAGAAGCAUGUUGUAUUUGUGGUAUGCAACGUCAUGGUAUAUUAAAGAGUGGUUCAAAUACUGGGAUCGAUAAAAAUGAAAAUUUAUUUCAACAUAGACUAAAUCAUUUACCAGUUGUAGAAAACAAGAUCAAAACUCCAACAGGAAGUGAAUUUGAAGGAGCCGCAUUCAAAGGUAAAAUUUGUGGAGUGUCAAUCAUGAGAGCAGGCGAAGCAAUGGAACAAGGAUUGCGUGAAUGUUGCAGAAGCGUAAGGAUUGGAAAGAUUUUGAUACAACGUGAUGAAGAAACUGCCAAACCUCAAUUACCACCUGAUAUCUCUAGUAGAUAUGUAUUAUUGUUAGAUCCAAUGCUUGGAUCAGCACUUAAAGCCAUAGAAGUUUUGUUGGAAUAUGGAGUUUUAGAGGAUAAAAUAUUAUUUUUAAAUUUACUUUGUUGUCCUGAAGGUAUUAAAGCAGUAACCGAGAAAUAUAAAAAACUUAAAAUAAUCACAUCUUUUAUUGAUCAAGGAUUGGAUGAGAAGAAAUAUAUUAUACCAGGAAUUGGUGAUUUUGAGAUAGAAAGAUGA